This is a messenger RNA of Plectropomus leopardus (leopard coralgrouper), 461 nucleotides long. It is a transcript of the gene sumo3b, whose product is annotated as small ubiquitin like modifier 3b. NCBI's taxonomy places the organism in Eukaryota, Metazoa, Chordata, Actinopteri, Perciformes, Serranidae. Gene Ontology annotation, molecular function: protein binding. The record is from RefSeq and is a predicted model, not a curated record.
UGGUCCAAACGAAAGAGCCGGAGGAACCGAUAUCCCACUACACCGUUCACACUCGGUCUCUCCGUUAUUAAUUAAUCCCCGGGAAAACAGCACAAUGUCUGAAGAGAAGCCAAAGGAGGGAGUGAAGACGGAGAACGACCACAUUAACCUCAAGGUAGCUGGUCAGGAUGGCUCAGUUGUACAGUUCAAAAUCAAAAGGCAUACUCCGCUCAGCAAACUAAUGAAGGCAUACUGCGAGAGACAGGGAGUGUCAAUUCGUCAGAUAAGGUUUAGGUUUGAUGGACAGCCAAUUAAUGAAACAGACACACCUGCACAGCUGGAGAUGGAGGAUGAGGACACUAUUGAUGUAUUUCAACAACAGACAGGAGGAGUCUUUUCUUAAGUCGGAUGUGGACUCUUGGAAGAACAUCUCCAUCGUUAUUUCAUGUUGUAUUUGUUUUUACUUAAAUCUCCCCCCCCCC